AUGCCCUAUCUCAAAUGGUUCGAAUCUGAGAAGACUCCACCACCACCUCCGUCGCAACGGGUCCUUAUAGACAUGCCGGAUCUUGUAAUGAGAAAGAUUCUAGAAGAAGUGGACCUUGUAUCAAUAAUGAUUCUUCGAAAAGUGUGUCGUGCAUUCCGUAACUAUAUUGAUGACACAAAACCUGACAGCAAAUUGAAAGGAACCACGAUAUACAACUUUUUUGUUGCCGGAGGAGAUCAGAAAACACAAAAACAUAUCCUUCACGAUACGCAAACUCUAUUGCAAUGUGCAACAAAGUUUGUGGUGUUAUUCUGA
Messenger RNA from Caenorhabditis remanei, 315 nucleotides. RefSeq lists its product as uncharacterized. The record is from RefSeq and is a predicted model, not a curated record. NCBI's taxonomy places the organism in Eukaryota, Metazoa, Nematoda, Chromadorea, Rhabditida, Rhabditidae. Gene Ontology annotation, molecular function: protein binding. The transcript has 3 exons. Bases 1 to 315 code for a protein of 104 amino acids. Gene Ontology annotation, biological process: innate immune response.